CCUUACAAAUGUAGAGAAUGUGGCAAAUCCUUUAUCAGCCAUACAGGUCUUAAUAAUCAUCAAGGUGUUCAUAAUGAAGAUAAGCUUUAUAAAUGUAGAGAAUGUGGUAGAGCAUUCCUCCUUGCCUCAAAUAUGAUUCGACAUCAGAAAGUUCAUACUGGAGAGAAACCUUACAAAUGUAGAGAAUGUGGCAAAUCCUUUAUCAGCCAUACAGGUCUUAAUAAUCAUCAAGGUGUUCAUAAUGAAGAUAAGCUUUAUAAAUGUAGAGAAUGUGGUAGAGCAUUCCUCCUUGCCUCAAAUAUGAUUCGACAUCAGAAAGUUCAUACUGGAGAGAAACCUUACAAAUGUAGAGAAUGUGGCAAAUCCUUUAUCAGCCAUACAGGUCUUAAUAAUCAUCAAGGUGUUCAUAAUGAAGAUAAGCUUUAUAAAUGUAGAGAAUGUGGUAGAGCAUUCCUCCUUGCCUCAAAUAUGAUUCGACAUCAGAAAGUUCAUACUGGAGAGAAACCUUACAAAUGUAGAGAAUGUGGCAAAUCCUUUAUCAGCCAUACAGGUCUUAAUAAUCAUCAAGGUGUUCAUAAUGAAGAUAAGCUUUAUAAAUGUAGAGAAUGUGGUAGAGCAUUCCUCCUUGCCUCAAAUAUGAUUCGACAUCAGAAAGUUCAUACUGGAGAGAAACCUUACAAAUGUAGAGAAUGUGGCAAAUCCUUUAUCAGCCAUACAGGUCUUAAUAAUCAUCAAGGUGUUCAUAAUGAAGAUAAGCUUUAUAAAUGUAGAGAAUGUGGUAGAGCAUUCCUCCUUGCCUCAAAUAUGAUUCGACAUCAGAAAGUUCAUACUGGAGAGAAACCUUACAAAUGUAGAGAAUGUGGCAAAUCCUUUAUCAGCCAUACAGGUCUUAAUAAUCAUCAAGGUGUUCAUAAUGAAGAUAAGCUUUAUAAAUGUAGAGAAUGUGGUAGAGCAUUCCUCCUUGCCUCAAAUAUGAUUCGACAUCAGAAAGUUCAUACUGGAGAGAAACCUUACAAAUGUAGAGAAUGUGGCAAAGCCUUUAGUGAUUCCUCCUCCCUUAAUAGACAUCAGACAGUUCAUACUGGUGAUAAGCUUUACAAAUGUAGAGAAUGUGGAAAAGCCUUUGGGCACUCCUCAUCCCUUCGUUAUCAUCAGAGAGUUCAUACUGGAGAGAGGCCUUACAAAUGUAGAGAAUGCGGAAAAACCUUCAAGAAAUCCCAAACUCUUACUGACCAUCAGAAAACUCAUACUGGAGAGAAGCCUCAUGAAUGUGGAGAAUGUGGCAAAGUCUUUAGACAGACCUCAACCCUUACUGAACAUCAGAGAAUUCAUACUGGAGAGAAACCUUAUAAAUGUACAGAAUGUGGCAAAGCCUUUAGAAAGUCCUCACAACUUACUUUGCAUCUGAGAGUUCAUAGUGGAGAGCAGCCGUAUAAAUGUAGAGAAUGUGGCAAAGGAUUCAGUGCAGCACAAUCUCUUAAUUGUCAUCAGAGUGUUCAUACCGGGGAGAAGCCUUAUAAAUGUAGAGAAUGUGGCAAAGGAUACAGUACGGCAAAAUCUCUUAAUUACCAUCAGAGAUUUCAUAUCGGGGAGAAGUAUUAUAACUGUAAUGAAUGUGGCAAAGUUUUUAGGCAUUCCUCAAACUUGUCUAGGCAUAAGAGAUUUCAUACUAGAGGGAAGCCUUUUCAAUGUAAUGAAUGUGGCAAAGCCUAUGUCUAUUCCUCAUCCCUUCAUCGUCAUCAUAGUGUUCAUAGUGGAGAGAGACCUUAUGUGUGUAAGGAAUGCGGCAAAGCCUUCCGUGAGUCCUCUAACUUAACACGCCAUCAAAGAGUUCAUACUGGUGAGAAGCCUUAUAAAUGUAAUGAAUGCGACAAAGCCUUCAGUGAGUCCUCUAAAUUUACACGCCAUCAAAGAGUUCAUACUGGUGAGAAGCCUUACAAAUGCCAACAAUGUGGCAAAGCCUUUAGCCGGUCCUCAUACCUUACUAAUCAUCAGAGAGUUCAUGCUCGAGAGUAACCUCACAAAUGUACCUAAUGUAGCAAAGUUUCAGUGCAUUAUCAACCCUAAGUUAUCACCAGAGGUCAUACUGCAGAAAAGUCCUAUGUAUCAAGAUUGUGGCAAAGGCAUUCCUUAGGCCUUCUGGACCAUCAAAUAACCCAUACUGGAGAGAAUCUUCGUGAAUGUGGAGACUGUGGCCAUGCCUUUUGCCCGUCCUCACACUUUACUAAGCAUCAGAGAAUUUAUGCUAGAGAGAAGCCUUAUAAAUGUAGAGAAUGUGGCAAAGUCUACAGGCAUUCCUCAGCCCUUAUUUACCAUCACAGAGUUCAUACUUGAGAGAAGCCUAAUAUGUGCGGAAAAUGUGGCAAAUCCUUUGGCAACACCUCAAACCUCUCAGCGCAUCAGAGAGUCCAUAGUGGAGAGAAGUAUUAAAGAUGUGAGGAGUGUCAUAAAUCCUGUACCAACAGUUAGUACUUACUGAGCUCACAGAAUUCUAAAUGGGAAGAAGUCUUCUGAAUGUGAAAAAUGUAGAAAACCCAUUAAAAGGCACACUUUUAUUACUGUACAUGAGACACUUCAUACUGAAGAGAGAACUUAAAAAGGUAGAGCUUUCAAGAGCCUGUACAUACAUCUCCAAAUGUAGUGAAUAACAGAGAUGUGUAUAGUGGAGGAAAUCUUUACACUGCAGAAAAUGUGAGAAAUUACUGACUGGCAUUCCUGAGUGGUUUACCUUCGAUGUAUGAACCACAAUGUCAGUGCAAUUCCCUGACUGGCAUAAGCCCUGUUUGGAGAUUCUGUCUUCAUUGUGGGGUAUGAAGGAGCUAGCUGAUCCAUGACUCCCUCUGAUCGUUGAUAUUUCUAUUGCUAGCUCUCUUUUCCUCUCUGAAAUCAAUAAAAAUA
Molecule: messenger RNA, 2898 nt
Organism: Myotis brandtii (Brandt's bat)
Lineage: Eukaryota; Metazoa; Chordata; Mammalia; Chiroptera; Vespertilionidae
Product: zinc finger protein 850-like
Exons: 1
Coding region: 133-2016 (627 amino acids)
Source: RefSeq, a predicted model, not a curated record